AACGUCGUAUCUGAAAACGUGAGGGACUCCGACUCACUGUGCAGGAGCAGCAAGCAGAGACCACAGACCGGGAGACGCUGCUCUGUGUUACGGAGCACUGUCGGUGUUUUUCUUUACUGUCGCUGCUGUAUUAAAAACUACUAGUAUGUCUAAGUCCCGUACAAUCAUAUGUUUACUAAGAAACGACUUGCGUCUUCAUGACAACGAGCUUUUCCACUGGGCUCAAUGUAAUGCAGAGCACAUUGUCCCACUGUACUGCUUCGACCCCAGACAUUAUGUGGGAACAUACAACUACAACCUGCCAAAGACUGGGCCUUUCCGCCUGCGAUUCUUACUGGAGAGCAUCAGGGACCUCAGAAACACAUUAGUCAACAAAGGCAGCAACCUCCUGGUGAGACGGGGUAAGCCAGAGGAGGUAGUUGCAGACCUCAUCAAGCAGCUGGGCUCAGUCAGCACCGUGGCUUUCCAUGAAGAGGUAACUUCGGAAGAACUGAAUGUCGAGAAACAAGUAAAGGAUGUCUGUGCACGGAUGAAGGUCAAAGUUCAAACCUGCUGGGGGUCGACACUGUAUCACAGAGAUGAUCUUCCAUUUCCCCACAUGUCCAGGCUGCCUGAUGUGUACACACAGUUCAGGAAGGCAGUGGAGACCCAGAGCAGGGUGAGGCCUCUGUUCCCAACACCUGAGCAACUGAAGCCUCUCCCCCGGGGGCUGGAGGAAGGAGCCAUUCCUACAGCAGAGGACCUGGAGCAGACAGAGCCUGUGGCUGAUCCUCGCUCAGCCUUCCCCUGCAGUGGUGGUGAAAGUCAGGUUCUGGCCAGACUCAAACACUAUUUCUGGGACACUGAUGCAGUUGCAACUUACAAGGAGACUCGUAAUGGCUUGAUUGGUGUGGAUUAUUCCACUAAAUUUGCACCUUGGCUGGCGAUGGGUUGCAUUUCCCCCAGGUAUAUUUAUCAUCAGAUCCAGCAGUAUGAGAGGGAGAGGACAGCCAAUCAGAGCACAUACUGGGUAAUUUUUGAACUUUUGUGGAGAGAUUACUUCAGGUUUGUAGCCGUGAAGUUUGGAAACAGACUGUUUCAGAUCAAAGGACUUCAAGACAAAUCUGUUCCAUGGAAAAAGGACAUGAAGCUUUUCAAUGCAUGGAAAGAGGGACGAACAGGAGUGCCCUUUGUGGAUGCCAACAUGAGAGAGCUGGCAAUGACGGGCUUCAUGUCCAACAGGGGGCGGCAAAAUGUUGCCAGCUUCCUAACAAAAGACCUCGGCCUCGACUGGAGGAUGGGAGCUGAAUGGUUUGAAUACCUUCUGAUUGACCACGAUGUCUGCAGCAACUAUGGCAACUGGCUGUACAGUGCUGGUAUAGGAAACGACCCCAGAGAGAACAGGAAGUUCAACAUGAUCAAGCAAGGCCUCGACUACGAUAACAAUGGUGACUAUGUGCGGCAGUGGGUGCCUGAGCUGCAGGGGAUCAGGGGAGCUGACGUGCACACGCCCUGGACACUCAGCACCGCGUCGCUGUCACAUGCUCAUGUGUCCCUCGGUGAGACCUACCCCGCCCCCAUCAUCGUGGCCCCGGAAUGGAGCAGACACGUUAACAAGAAACCGAGUGGUGCAGGGCCCUCACCAAGAGGAAAGAAAGGCUCAUCUCACACUCCCAAACAACAUCGGGACAGAGGCAUAGAUUUCUAUUUCUCCAGAAGUAAAAACCUGUGAUCUUCCUUGAAAACAAACACUGAACAUGUGGACAUGUGCUCAGACAGAGGGAGCAGCAGUGAUGCAAACAUGGACUUUUGCUCUCAAAUCUGUGUCACGCAUUGUUGUGUUGAUUGAGGAAAGUCUGAUGAGAAUUUGAGGAAAUGCUGCUUCCUUCUCACACUUAUAUUUUAUAUUGUUUGAUCUACACGUACCAAUCAGUUCCUGAGAAAAAAUACCUCGUAAAACACUUUUAUGGUGACGUUUCCUGUUAGCCUGCAGCAGCAGUGAAAGCCACACUGCGGUUUUUGUUCUGAUGCAGUGGAUCAACUGUUGAUGUUUUUGAGCAGAUUGUUUUUCUUGCUUUUUUCUUAUAUCUGUUUGAUUAAACUUUUUUUUGGUUGUAUUCCUUUUCAGAGGUUGUCUAUUUAUUACAAAGUAAAAUUGCCAAAUUAACAA
Molecule: messenger RNA, 2149 nt
Organism: Centropristis striata (black sea bass)
Lineage: Eukaryota; Metazoa; Chordata; Actinopteri; Perciformes; Serranidae
Gene: cry-dash
Product: cryptochrome DASH
Exons: 14
Coding region: 146-1711 (521 amino acids)
Biological process (GO): photoreactive repair
Molecular function (GO): damaged DNA binding; FAD binding; deoxyribodipyrimidine photo-lyase activity
Source: RefSeq, a predicted model, not a curated record